GGACAAACGUCAGACUAACGUUCAUAAACUGACUUGUGUUUUUUGGUGGUAAACAAUACGGACUUGUGUAUAGCUGGCUAGCUUCUUAGCUAGGAAAUGAAUAGGGCAUUGUUCGCUGUUAGGCUUUUUGUGUCACUGAGACGUAGUGUGAGUUAUUCUGCUGCGUGUUGUCAGGUGGUGACCAACCCUCAGGAAAUUGCCAGGCUUUACAGAGAACUCAGUCUCUUCCCUUCUCUGAGCAGAGCAGAUACGGGACCUGUCAUCACCUCCCAGUAUGGUGGCAAAUACAGCAACAUCUACACAGAAUGGAGCCAGCGUGAUCUGGAGAGGAAUGAGAAUGUCAAGUACUGCCGACAGUACAUUGUCUUCCACGAUGACAAGUCGGUGGUUUUCUCUGGUACCUCAGGAAACUGCACUGAGAUUAAGGGAGAGUUGCUAAGUAAGGACUCCCCUUCGGGUGAAAUGAAGGCUGUCGUUAGAGAGUGCACAAUCAAAGGAGAGGAUAAGCAGUUUCUGGAGAUCUGGAGUAAAAACAUCAAAAUGAAGAGCAUCAACCUCACAGCCUUAAAGAAGCAUGGCAAAGUCUAUGACGGUGAGCAGUUUGGCUGCUUGGUUUGGUCCCACUCCGAGACCCACCUCUUGUAUGUGGCAGAAAGAAAGAGACCUAAGGCAGAAUCCUUCUUCCAGACUGAGUCACCUGAGUCGUCUUCUGCUGGGGACGAGGAGGAGGCCAUGAGAGUGGAGAAAAAGGAGACCGCAAAAGGGGAGCAGUUUGCCUUCUAUGAGGACUGGGGAGAGGCACUUGUUGGCAAGAGCUGUCCAGUGCUUUGUGUUUUGGACAUUGAGGGAGACAACGUCUCUGUGUUGGAAGGAGUGCCUGAAAAUAUCUCACCUGGGCAGGCAUUUUGGGCUCCAGGUGACACAGGUGUGGUGUUUGUAGGCUGGUGGCAUGAGCCUUUUAGACUUGGCCUCAAGUACUGCCCCAACAGAAGGUCUUCUUUGUUCUAUGUGGAUCUUACCGGUGGGAAAUGUGAGCAGCUGUCAUCGGGCACAAGCGCAGUGUGCUCCCCCAGGCUGAGCCCAGACCAGUGUCGGAUCGUCUACCUGGAAUGUUCUGUCUAUGGACCACACAUGCAGUGCAGCAGGCUCUGUAUGUAUGACUGGUAUACUAAGAAGACCUCAGUGGUGGUGGAUGUUGUGAAGCGUCCUGGAGAAGAUAGCUUUACUGGAAUCUACAGCUCUCAGUUGUCACCGCAGUGCUGGUCAGCUGAUAGUCAACGUGUAAUUGUUGCCUGUCCUCAGCGCAGCCGCAAGGACAUUUUGAUGGUGGAUAUAAGCACAGGAAGCAUCACCUCUCUGACUUCAAAGUCUGAUGUUGGUAACUGGUGUCUGCUGAACAUAGAGAGAGAUCUGAUGGUGGUCAGCUGCUCCUCUCCUAACUGCCCUCCAAGUUUGAGGGUGGGCUUCCUUCCGCCCAGGGAUUCUCAGGAGGAAGUGGUCUGGGUUACUUUGGAAGAGUCUCAGAUGUUGCCAGAUAUUGAUUGGCAGAUCUUGACUUUCACCCCUCCACCAGAGCAAGACAACAAACAAUACCCUGGCCUUGAUUUUGAUGCUUUGUUGAUCAAACCAAAGGAGGUUAAGGACGGAGUGAAGCUGCCUCUUAUUGUCAGUCCACAUGGGGGUCCUCACUCAGUGAUUGUUGCUGACUGGCUUCUGUCUUCGUCUGUGCUUUGCAGGAUGGGCUUUGCUAUAUUACUGGUGAACUAUCGUGGUUCUAUCGGGUACGGCCAGGACAGUAUCCUCUCACUACCUGGCAAUGUUGGCACCCAAGAUGUCAAAGAUGUUCAAUUUGCGGUUGAAAGUGUUCUGAAAGGCGGCGAGUUCGACAUGCAGAAGGUGGCCAUUUCUGGGGGCUCCCACGGUGGUUUCCUGGCCUGUCAUCUGAUUGGCCAGUACCCAGGGUUCUACAAGGCCUGUGUGGCUCGCAACCCCGUCAUCAAUUUGGCAUCUAUGAUCGGCAGCACAGACAUCCCAGACUGGUGCAUGGUUGAGGCUGGCUAUGACUACAGUACAGACUGUCUACCUGACCCUGCUGUUUGGGAACAAAUGCUGAACAAGUCCCCCAUUAAACACGUUUCACAGGUACAGACACCAGUCUUGCUUACCUUAGGGGAAGAUGACAAGCGUGUACCUAACAAGCAAGGAAUUGAAUAUUACAGAGCUCUAAAAGCAAAGAAGGUCCCAGUCCGGUUGCUGUGGUACCCAGGGAACAAUCACUCACUCUCCAAGGUGGAUGCUGAGUCUGAUGGCUUUAUGAACAUCGCUCUGUGGAUGAUUCAACACUUGUGUCAGUGAUGUGUGUGGCAAAUAAUCCAAGAAAUACAUGGUAGUCUGCAAAUGCUGUGGUUGCCCCCAGGAAACACUACACUACAGCGUGUAAGGGAUGUCCCGCCACUGUUUCCAGGACAGCGCGAGGUCCAAUCCAAAGCCAAAGUGCUCUCCAAUCAGAACACACUUUGUAUAACUGUAUUUGUAAUCUAUCUGUGGCUAUGUUGAUUGCCAAAAAUACCUCCAUAAUUGUUUUAACACUUGAAUAAAAUCAGUUUUGAUUCAUCAUAAAAACACAUUUUAUUGAUUGUUUUUUUUUCUUCUGCAGUCUGUACAUACACACAGAAAAUAAAGGGCUUUUCAGUGUGUUAGUUGUGUUUAAGGUUAUAUUAACAAAGGAAAUUAGUUUCAUAAUCAGCCUUUUUCUCACUUUUACUUUUUUUGCUCACUAUUACUGUUUGUUUUUUCAUACUACAGUGCACUUAAUAAACUAUUGU
Molecule: messenger RNA, 2825 nt
Organism: Micropterus salmoides (largemouth bass)
Lineage: Eukaryota; Metazoa; Chordata; Actinopteri; Centrarchiformes; Centrarchidae
Gene: apeh1
Product: acylaminoacyl-peptide hydrolase
Exons: 22
Coding region: 97-2355 (752 amino acids)
Biological process (GO): proteolysis
Molecular function (GO): serine-type endopeptidase activity
Source: RefSeq, a predicted model, not a curated record